CGCUCCGCAGUUCGCGGUCUGCCGGCGCCCCGGCACACACCGAGCGCUGGAGGCUCCGCCGCGCCGCCUGCCAAGCCGGGAUCUACCGCCGCGCUGUUUCAGCCCCGUCUUUCUUCUCCUCUCCGCAUCACCCGCUUCCCUCGAUCUUAGAGAAUUGUCCGUGUUCCGGGAGAAUUUGGGAUUAUUUUUCUACGGGGGGUGUCAAGGCAUCCCGCCCUCCCGCGCCGCCUGCUCCACCUGCCCUUGCGCCUUUCUUCUGCUUUCCCCCCGCCUGCCUCUCCGCCAAGCCCGGGCUGAUGUGCUGUGCGAGAGGCUGGAAAUGGAAGUGUUGAUGCUCUGGCUUUUCCCCUGGAUAUUUCAGUGCGUUUCGGUGCGGGCGGACUCCAUCAUCCACAUCGGUGCCAUUUUUGAGGGCAAUGCUGCCAAGGACGACGAGGUGUUCAAGCAGGCGGUGUCGGAUCUGAACCUCAAUGACGACAUCCUCCAGAGCGAGAAAAUCACUUACUCCAUCAAGCUCAUAGAGGCCAACAACCCCUUCCAUGCGGUGCAGGAAGCCUGCGACCUGAUGACCCUGGGGAUCUUAGCCUUGGUGACAUCCACAGGUUGUGCCUCAGCCAAUGCCCUGCAGUCCCUGACGGAUGCCAUGCACAUCCCACAUCUCUUUGUGCAGCGCAACACGGGAGGCUCCCCACGUACGGCCUGUCACCUGAACCCCAGCCUGGAGGAGGAGGAGUACACACUGGCUGCCCGGCCACCAGUCCGUCUCAACGAUGUUAUGCUGAAACUGGUCACUGAGCUGCGGUGGCAGAAAUUCAUCGUCUUUUAUGACAGUGAUUACGAUAUACGUGGACUGCAGGGAUUUCUCGAUCAAGCCUCCAGACUGGGACUUGAUGUGUCAUUACAAAAAGUGGACAGGAACAUCAGCAGAGUCUUCGCCAACCUUUUCACUACAAUGAAAACAGAAGAGCUGAACCGCUAUCGGGACACAUUACGGAGGGCUAUCUUACUUCUGAGCCCACGGGGAGCCCAGACUUUUAUUAAUGAGGCUGUGGAAACCAACCUUGCAUCAAAAGAUAGUCACUGGGUGUAUGUAAAUGAGGAAAUCACUGAUAAUGAAAUAUUGGAGUUGGUACAUAGUGCUCUUGGGAGGAUGACAGUUAUCCGGCAGAUUUUCCCUCUCUCAAAGGACAACAAUCAAAGGUGCAUGAGGAACAAUCACCGAAUAUCAUCACUGCUCUGUGAUCCACAAGAAGGCUAUCUUCAGAUGCUGCAGGUUUCCAACCUGUACCUGUAUGACAGUGUGCUCAUGCUAGCCAAUGCUUUCCACAGAAAACUGGAGGACAGGAAAUGGCACAGCAUGGCAAGCCUGAAUUGCAUGAGAAAAUCCACCAAACCUUGGAACGGAGGACGAUCCAUGCUUGAGACUAUUAAGAAGGGCCAUAUAACUGGGCUUACUGGUGUUAUGGAGUUCAGAGAAGAUGGUGCCAACCCCUAUGUUCAAUUUGAAAUACUGGGCACUAGCUACAGUGAAACAUUUGGCAAAGAUGUCCGGAGGUUGGCAACGUGGGACUCUGAGAAAGGACUGAAUGGUAGCCUGCAAGAACGACGUCUGGGAAGUGAUUUACAAGGACUGACACUCAAAGUGGUGACUGUCUUGGAAGAACCUUUUGUGAUGGUGGCGGAGAACAUACUUGGGCAACCAAAACGUUACAAAGGAUUUUCCAUUGAUGUCCUGGAUGCACUGGCCAAGAAUCUGGGCUUCAAAUAUGAGAUAUAUCAAGCUCCUGAUGGGAAAUAUGGACAACAGCUUCAGAAUGGCUCCUGGAAUGGCAUGAUUGGAGAACUUAUUAACAAGAGAGCAGAUCUAGCAAUUUCAGCCAUCACUAUAACACCUGAACGAGAGAGCGUUGUGGACUUCAGCAAGCGGUACAUGGACUAUUCAGUGGGAAUCUUGAUCAAGAAGCCUGAAGAGAAAAUCAACAUCUUCUCUCUCUUUGCUCCUUUUGACUUUGCGGUGUGGGCUUGCAUUGCUGCUGCCAUCCCUAUAGUUGGUGUCUUGAUAUUUGUCUUGAACCGGAUCCAGGCAGUCAGGGCACAGAACACCUCCCAGCCAAGCCCUUCUGCCUCCUCCACCCUGCACAGUGCCAUCUGGGUUGUGUAUGGCGCCUUUGUUCAGCAAGGAGGCGAAUCUACUGUCAAUUCUGUGGCUAUGCGCAUUGUGAUGGGAAGCUGGUGGCUCUUUACCCUUAUCGUGUGCUCAUCCUACACAGCAAACUUAGCAGCAUUUCUCACAGUAUCGAGGAUGGAUAAUCCUAUAAGAACAUUUCAGGAUCUGUCUAAACAAAUGGAUAUAUCCUAUGGCACAGUCAGGGACUCGGCAGUCUAUGAAUACUUCAAAGCAAAAGGAACAAACCCUCUGGAGCAGGAUAACACAUUUGCUGAACUGUGGAGGACAAUAAGUAAGAAUAAUGGGGCAGAUAACUGUGUAUCGAACCCUUCUGAAGGCAUCAGGAAGGCAAAGAAAGGAAAUUAUGCAUUCCUGUGGGAUGUGGCAGUGGUGGAAUAUGCUGCACUGACAGAUGAUGAAUGCUCUGUGACAGUCAUUGGUAACAGCAUCAGCAGCAAAGGAUAUGGGAUUGCGCUCCAGCAUGGAAGCCCCUACAGAGAUCUUUUCUCCCAGAGGAUCUUAGAGUUGCAAGAAAGUGGAGAUUUGGAUGUUCUUAAACAAAAAUGGUGGCCACGGAUGGGACGUUGUGACCUGAAUAGCCAUACAAAUGCACAGACAGAUGGGAAGGCUCUCAAGCUGCACAGUUUUGCAGGCGUUUUCUGCAUUUUGGCAAUAGGCCUUCUUCUUGCCUGCUUAGUGGCAGCAUUGGAGUUGUGGUGGAACAGCAACCGUUGUCAUCAAGAAACACCGAAAGAGGUACAGCAUGGGCAGCAGCAGUGCAAACUUCCCCACAUUGCCCCACCAAUGUGCCUCAACCCUGACCUGGAGAGACCACCUUUAGGGGAUAAAGAAGUGAACCUGGAGCAGGUCCACAGACGCAUGAACAGUUUAAUCGAUGAAGACAUAGCCCACAAGCAGAUCUCUCCAGCGUCCAUCGAAAUCUCAGCCUUGGAGAUCGGUGGCAUGCAGCCAGCUCAGACCCUGGAGCCGGUACGCGAAUACCAGAACACGCAACUUUCUGUCACCACCUUUUUACCAGAACAGACAACUCAUGGUGCCAGCAGGACACUCACAGCUGCCUCUGGCAGCAACCUGCCGCUGCCCCUGAGCAGCUCGGCCACCAUGCCCUCCAUACAGUGUAAACACAGGUCGCCAAAUGGAGGACUAUUUCGUCAGAGCCCUGUGAAAACCCCAAUCCCUAUGUCAUUUCAGUCUGUGCCGGGGGGAGUCAUUCCAGAAGCAAUGGAGCCCUCUCACGGAACAUCCAUUUGAUGAAAACAAACAGUAACACAACCAGCAGAGCUUUUUAAUACAAAAUUAAAAACAACAAAAAAAAACAGCAAAGAAACUCUUACAUUUUUCUUGUAUAUAAGUGUAAAUAAUGAAAGAAUGAAGUGGGGUAAAAGUGUAUUUUGAAUAUUCCCAAUUUUCGAAGUCAGUAAAAAACAAAAGAAAAAAAAACAAAAAUGUAUGAAUGACUUUGUAAAUUUUGUUCUAUAUGAAUAAAAAGGCAAACUACUUGUGAUCGUUCUCAAGUGCCAAAGAAGACCAGUUACUGGGACUGAGGGACGUACAUUAUUUUUUCUGUGGAUUGCAACAUGUAUUCCUUUCUUGUUCUUGUUUUCAGAGCGAAUUUUAUCCAUUUCUUGCCAGGAAAGUUCACCGUGCUCAGACCUCUCCUUUCCCUAGAACCCUAUCACUGGCAAUUCAUUUGGAGAGUUUAGCAGCUGGUAUUAGAAUAAUGGUAGCAAAUGUUUUAAACCUGAGUUAAAACUAAAACCCAGCAAGUGAUGGAAAUGAACUUUUGCUUUCUAACAAGGAUUGAGACAUCCACGCAGUUCUUAAGUUUAAGCACAGGAUUAUGGAAUGAUGUUUUUACACGUGUACUGUGCUGUGUGUCUCUUCUUAUUUAAUCUAUGUUUUGUUAUAUGUGUAUAUAAAAUAUAUAUGCUAUAUAGCAUAUAUAUUUCAUAUAUAUAAAUGCUUCGAUAAGAAACAAGUUUCUGGUUAUGGGUAACGCUGUUAAGAAAAAACUGAUCAGCUCUUUUUUUUGUCUUACGUAGACGAAUGCAAAAGGAGAGUAACCAGUGGCUGAAAGGACAGAGAGAAGGGAGAGCUUGAGCAGGCAGGAGGUAAUGGCACUGCAGUGACUGUGCCCUCUGGUGCCGUUCCUUUCUUUAAGAUUUCAAGGAAUUUGCUGCAUAAUGGAUGUAACGCUUGCAGCUGAAGUUAUAUCCCUGAAUGACAAGGCUAAGCUCAUGACUACAAGCACAACUCUGCUUUUUUUUCUCACUGAUUUUAUAAAGAGAAAUAUGUUAAUGGCCAUGUCUAUAAUAUUGGUAGAAGUGGCCAUUAAAAGGUUUUGGUUUUUUGUCUGUGAAACACAGUCAAAGGACAAAGAUAAAGCAACAUGUAUAGCUAAUUUAAUGUCUUAUUCUGCAAAUAUUACCAGUGCAAUUUCAUAUGACAAAAAAGGCAAAACCAAAACACGUUGUUUCAUUCCCAAAUAGUAGUUCUGAUGCUCAAGAUAACUGAUUACCCCUCGCCCACUCUUGCUAAUGGACAAUCAAUAGCUUCCAGAAUUGGGAUAAUUUAAUAUCUUCUCGUAUCCCUAUGGCUAGGUUGCAAGUUCCCUCUGUAGCUGCAUUUCUCCACUUAAUUAGUUAACACUGAUAUUUGGAAAAGGCUGUAGGUCUCGGUGCAGCAAAAUCACAGCCUACGUUAAGGUGGAAGACUGUGUUUGAACAGGGGGAAAAAUGCAUUCCCGUCCCCAGAAAAUCAGCAGGCAAUCUAGGUCAGGCUUUUGGAUAAGUAAACAUUUCAUUGAUCACUCCCAAUUUGAUCUGUAUUAUUAAUCAACAGGUAUAUUUAUAAGAUGAUAAAAGUCCCCAAUUUUUUACAUUUAUAUUUCAAGCAGUAGGGAAGAAAAAUCAAGCUUGGAUAUAAAAGCAGUCUCACAGAAGAGGAUACCCGGCACACAGUUUAAAUGAGGGAUACUGAUGGUGAGCUUCCAGAAGGAGGACUCUUGCAGGGAUUCAUUUGCUUCUGUUGUCAGGGUGGUUCCUCAGGAGCACAGCACAAUUUUGCAGUCUGGCACAAAUUACGCUAUUUGCCACAAAAUAAUUAAAAAUGAGUUAUGCUGUAUUCAGCUGACCAGAUUUAUCCCAUUUAGACGCUUGGCCCAUACAAGCCUGGGAUUUUUUUUUCCUUCCUCUUUUGUCAUAUUUUUCCCUCUUAUUCUCUACAGGAAAAGAUAGACAUUUCUUGUCCUGACUUUUCUACCUUCCAUGUACAGGCACCAGUUAGUUACAGCAGAAUGAGCUGCACAAGAAGGCUGUGCACUCCUACAUAUCUGCAAAAACGCAAAGAAGAAAGGACGCAACUGUUUGCAUUAGAAAAAAAAUCUCUUUUUUAAAUUCCCAAUGUAAGAUUUCUGAAGAGGUGCAAGGAGAUGCAUAGCUGCAAGUGUACAAGCUAGGGCUUGGUUGGAGCAGGUGCUUGGCAAUCACCCUCAUUCCUAGCAUCCUCUGAGCUGCUUGGCCACAUCCUCCCCUCUGGACGAUGAAGAGCCACGGUGAGCCCCCAGUGCAAGGCAGCACAGCUGUUGCUGUCCAUGAUGUAGGAAAUAAGUUCGUCAAGGGCUGCCUGAGCACGCAAGCAGGGGGCUGGAAUGCUGCUUUGGUUGAGGCAUCACUGCGUUCACAAAGUAUAUCAAGUCUUUUUUCACAUUGUAGUCUAAACCACAGUGCUGAAUAAUUUAAACUGAACUGCAUUUGUGGAACAAAUUGUGAACGUAGUAUAUUUGGGAGAUUAACAUUCUCCAUAUUCAACAUUCUUUUCCCGGCCCAGUCUUACCACAUUCUAUAAUGUUUGGAAGUGUGAUUUAAUUUAUAAAUGGUGCUGGAUCUGACUGGUUUUCAUGCACAGACUAUGAAAGACUUGUUUAAAAGCUCUGCAGGAUUACAUCUAAGACAAUCAGGAUCUUUCAGCAUCAAACCACACUAUCCUCAUUCAGAGAAUUAUUUAAGCGUGUGUGUAAGCCCUAUAGAAGCAGCUGCUUUAUGCACAGGUUGAAGUGCCUUGCUGAUUACUGAUGGAGUUAAAUGCAAGUACCAGACUAAAUAUAUGGUUAAUUUUAAGCAGGUGAAUGAGCUUGCCAAGCUCCAGGGGACUAUUCAGUUGCUUAAAGUUAACCAAUAAAAGUGCUUUGCUGCACCAGGGUCUAGGCUGUUAAAGUAGUAAUCCAUGAUGGCUAUGGCACUGCCUACUAAUUAUUUAUAUAAAAGUUAGCAAGUCAUAGCGUGGGCCUCUCAACCAUGGCAGAGAGCUGUUAAAUUUUUCAUGUGGUGGUGGUUUGGUUUUUAGAUUAUUAUGAACAAAUCACCAGGUUCUUCCUGAACAUAAACAAUGUUUCUUUCCCUUAACUUUCGGAGUGUAUAAUUUCCAUAUUCGAUCUCCUUUUUCAAAUACAUAUCUUUAUUUUGACAGCUCAAAGCGUACAUUUUCUAUAUAGUAUGUAUCCAUCACGCACUUGCAUAUAUAUAUAUAUAUAUACAUGCACAGUUAUUCACAGAUGAAGUGAGAAGUGUAAUUUCCAUGUGAUGUAAGUGAGUACAAGCUCAAAGCCCUGAGAGAGCGAUGCUUGUUUGCACCACUUACAGAUCUGACCCUUCCCUUUUAGUACCUGGCAAGUAGAAAAAAUGCAGAAAUUCCUGAAAGCUUUGAAGACCAAGCUGCGCCCUUGAUUUUCAAACAGAGCUUCCCUCUUAGUGUGCUUAAAAAGAAGAAUAAUGUCUGAUCCCAAAUAUUCCGUAUCCUCCAGGAUGUUUACAUUGCAAAGAUGACUGUACAAGAAAUGGAAAUUGAGUGCCUAUACCUUCCUUUUAUCGCGCUCUUUUGCUGAUGAACUUCUGCGAAAGUGACAUCUGUGGCACAGCACUUGUAGUGCGUCUUGUUCUAUUUAUCCAUUAGUUUAGAAAUAACUAUAUUUUCAUACAAAAAUGUGACUCAGUUUCUUCUAUUUGCUUGCAAUCUGCUUGCAAUUUGAAGGAUGCAUUGCUAUUAUUUCUUAGUAGUAUGUCAUGUUUUUUCUAUUGCAAUGAAAAAAAUAUAGUAAUUGUGCUUUUUAAUUUCAGAGUUGAAGCUUGAUAGAAUGUUUUAAUGCUGAGUUACAACUACAUGUGUGUGAUACUUGGCUUGCAAAGUGAAAGUCCCACCACCUGCCUUGCUUUGGUAACCUGCCACUGCUGCACUGUAGAUGAAGGCUCAGCAAAACAUCUCACUUUCUCUCUGCCUACUGACAGACAGAACACCUAGCCGUGGGUUCUCACCUGUGUAAGCCAGCAACCCUUCCAGUGAAAGGACCAGCCAGGCUUUGGCUCUUAACAGUGGGACUGCCAGCACUACUUCCCAUAAACUUGUAUUCAUUGCUAGCUCUGGAAAGGGAAAUGUUUUGAGAGCCUCAGAAAUGAAAACGUACCUGAAAGAAGAACUUAUAUCACUAUUAUUAAUAUCAUUUUGAGCACUUAACAUGGAUUUAAAUUUGAACUCGUAGCUGGAAUAGCUUAGAAAACAAAUUUAUUUUAAAACCUGUUCAAGCUUAGGUGUAUCUCUUCUCUAAGAAAGAUUACAAGCUUCUGGCUUGGUGGCAAACAGCCUUCCUUUCAAAGGAAACCAAAGUACAGCAACCACAGUGCUCAGACCUUUUUAUUUGAUUUUAUUUUAGUUUGCUUUGCUGAGUGGAACUUAUGAACAGCUAAAUAGUGACAAAGAACAAAAUGCAACAAAUUUGGGGAACGCUGUUGGAAAUUUUCUAAAAUAAUCCACACCCUAUUGCAACCUUGGGAAAUGCAAGGAGAAAGGUAGAAGAAAACGGUGAAGAGAAACAAAAUACAAGGUAAAAAUGGACGUGUGGUGAGGGGGGAGGGAGGAAAGGAUGGUUACAACUCAUCUAUCUUAAAUGUCUAGCAAAGCUCUAUUACUGUAUCAGAAGCAUAGAUUCCAUCAUACAAGCAGUUGCCUCAGUUAAUUAUUAUUUUCUUAACUUUUAGGAAACAAAUAAAAACAGCUUUUGUUCUACCAGAAGCAGUUGUUAUAUUAUUUAAGAGCUGGAAUUAUGUGUCUGCCAGUGCCAGGUUUUUUGGCUUGACUAUCAGCUGGGGGAAAUGAGCUCUGAUGAGUGAGGUGUCCCUGAGCCAGCUGUGGGCUGUUUGCAGGAUUGCACCCUGCUGGCUCGCUCGCUCUCAGCUGGGAAUAAUGAGCUGUGCUGAGCUGCUCAUAACCCUCCAGCCCUAGGGGCUGAGGGUCAGUUGGAGUUGUUCUUUAUGGCUUUGGUUGAGGUGUGUUGUUUUACUGCUCUUCAUACGGGAGGGAAGUAAUGCAGAGAUGUCUCUCCACACUUGUGAGGUACUACACAGAAGUCUCUGAGAGACAUUUCAAGGCUGUAGGCAUGAUAUGUUUGAAGGGCUGCAGAUGAGCAGGAGAUAAGAGAAUGCAAGUGCUGUUUCCCUUGGGCAUCGCUCCUUUUGCUGGGGCCAUUCAGAACUAACGCUUGGCUAUCAGAUUUUGUGGGACCGACCGCACAGCUCUUGUGCUGAAGGUCAGCUCCAGAAGCUUCCAGAAAGCCCACAAAUGCUGUACCAGCCACAAGUUCUGAAUGUGGUGCUGUGGCAGGAGCACUUUCUGACCAUGUGUUCCUUGUGGGUUGUUACUCUGCGGUAAUCUUACAGUGUGGAACUGUGCUAGUGGCCUGCCUGGUGAUUUAGAAAACUCAUGGUUGGUUUAAAUAAGUAACGUUCUGACAAAACCAAGUGUGCCAGCAUCUGGGAAGACCUGCGGCAAACUUCACAGAGGGAAUUUGGUGACAUCUUUCUCUGAAAAUAUCCAUGGUGAAUGAUACCAUCAGGCUAUCAACUUGCUGCAGUACCCUUUUAGCAAGUGGCUGAAGAAAUUUAAGUUAAACUGGCUGUGAAAAUCCAAAGUGAAUAGGGGGAGGGUUUAAAAAAUAGAAUCACAACUGAACAAAAAUUCACAGUGCUCAAGAAGAAAUAAGUCUCAUGCAAAUUUUCCUGGAAAUGUGCAGGUGAAAAGCACUUACUUGUCCUUGGUGCUGGAAAGGAGGAUCGGAGAGCUUUCUAGUCAACAUCAAGCAUUGUUAUUUCUUCACCGAUUGCUAAAUGCUGACUGUAAAUACCACACACUGCUUCCAAUUAUUCAUGUCUUGCAUCAGUUUUGAAACAGUCAAAAUAAUCUUGGGUAGGUAAGAAAGGAAGGAUACAGCAUCCCAGGAAGGUACCUCAGUGCUACUGCCUGCCUUUCCUAGCAGCAGCAUGAGGUAGGUAGCAGCCCCUGACAGACAGGAGCAUAUCAAGAUAGAUUACUAAGCAUUUACAAGAUAGAUCAAGCAGAACAAGAACUUCAUUUGAGAAAUGUUACACUAAUGCUUCACUAGACAGACCUCACAACUGUGGAAUACUAAUAAAUGAGGCAUUAUUUGUUAAAUAAAGGUGA
Messenger RNA from Numida meleagris (helmeted guineafowl), 9676 nucleotides. RefSeq names its product glutamate ionotropic receptor delta type subunit 1 (gene GRID1). Gene Ontology annotation, biological process: modulation of chemical synaptic transmission; monoatomic ion transport; synaptic transmission, glutamatergic. Bases 320 to 3439 code for a protein of 1039 amino acids. Gene Ontology annotation, molecular function: transmitter-gated monoatomic ion channel activity involved in regulation of postsynaptic membrane potential; glutamate-gated receptor activity. Gene Ontology annotation, cellular component: postsynaptic membrane; plasma membrane. The record is from RefSeq and is a predicted model, not a curated record. Lineage: Eukaryota; Metazoa; Chordata; Aves; Galliformes; Numididae. The transcript has 18 exons.